AUGGCUGCACCUACGUCUCGACCUCUAGAGUACCUGGAGGGUCUGCCUGGUGCGACCUUUCUUCAGUUGUACAGGCAACCAUCUACUGCACUCGCCAUUUUCCGGCGCAUGCUGCCUGAUUUGGCAAAAUGUUUUGUCAUGGCCUUGCUAUAUUUGAAGGACCCCCUUCCUACAGCUGAUCUCGAAAUUUGGGUCAAGGCCGAAAGCAAGAAACAGCGAGAUAAUGCCUUAUCGAUCUUAGGCCGGCUUCAUAUCUUGUCCACCACUCGAACCGAAGACAAUGCUCGGGCUUACAUGGUCACCAAUCCAUUCGCGUCAUCGCUCCGUCAAGCUCUCACUGGCUCCGAGGACACCCAGUCCUUUGGUGUCUUUUCCCAGAUUCCAGACGAAACUAAAGUCUCAAUCCACGAUUUGGACGAAUACGGUCGACGACAAUGGGAAGGCGUCUUGGGUUACAUGGUCGGAACGAGUGCUCUCACUGGAAACCGUGAUAUGGUGAACCUGAGCAAGGGUGUGAAACAAUUGCUUCAAGCUGGUAAUCUCGUUGAAAUCAGGGGCGGGCGCGUGGAUAUCACAAAGGAUGGGUUCGGUUUUGUGCUGCAAGACGUCAACACCCAGGUUUGGCACAUCAUGAUUCUCUACGUCGAGAGUGCCCAUUCCCUCGGCAUGGACAGCGUCGAGGUGCUUUCAUUCUUGUUCUUGCUCAGCAGUCUGGAACUGGGCCAGUCCUACGAGAAGGCGGGAAUGACGUCCACCCAACUCCGCACUCUCACCGACCUAUCGGAUUUUGGCAUCAUUUACCAAGAAACUCCUGAAGCAACACGUUUUUACCCCACACGACUAGCCACAACCUUGACUUCUGAUUCAAGCGCACUGGGUACCCCAGGUUCUGGUUCCUUGACUGGACCUGGCGGUCAGACAGGCGGCUCGAGCUCGGGAUUUAUCAUCAUCGAAACCAACUACCGCCUAUACGCAUACACGUCAUCCCCCCUCCAGAUCUCGCUCAUCUCCCUCUUUACGAGUCUGAAAUACCGCUUCCCUAACUUGGUGACGGGAAAAAUUACCCGUCAAUCGGUGCGCCGAGCUAUUGACAUUGGUAUCACAGCCGACCAAAUUAUUUCUUACCUGCACUCGCAUGCCCACCCGCAGCUGCGGAAACAAUAUGCCGCGGCAAACAACACAUCUCUUCUACCGUCCGUGCUUCCCCCCACUGUCACCGAUCAGAUUCGUCUUUGGCAGCUUGAGCGUGACCGUCUCAGGGCCACAGCAGGCUUUCUGUUCAAAGACUUCACCAAUUCGGCUGAAUAUGAAGCCCCUUGCAGAUACGCUGCGGAGAUCGGUGUAUUGGUUUGGAAGUCUGAUAAAAAGCGCAUGUUCUUCGUCUCACGCCAUGAACAGGUAGCUUCUUUCCUCAGGCAGCGGAGAUAG
This is a messenger RNA of Penicillium pulvis, 1428 nucleotides long. RefSeq names its product TFIIH/NER complex subunit TFB2. The record is from RefSeq and is a predicted model, not a curated record. Gene Ontology annotation, cellular component: transcription factor TFIIH core complex; transcription factor TFIIH holo complex. NCBI's taxonomy places the organism in Eukaryota, Fungi, Ascomycota, Eurotiomycetes, Eurotiales, Aspergillaceae. The transcript has 3 exons. Gene Ontology annotation, biological process: nucleotide-excision repair. The coding region runs from base 1 to 1428 and encodes 475 amino acids. Gene Ontology annotation, molecular function: double-stranded DNA binding; ATPase activator activity.